Messenger RNA from Trichobilharzia szidati, 1549 nucleotides. The record is from the annotation of a GenBank genome assembly. Lineage: Eukaryota; Metazoa; Platyhelminthes; Trematoda; Strigeidida; Schistosomatidae.
UAUACAGAGUAUCACUGUUAUUUGAUUAACUCUAAUAUCGUGAAAUAUAUAUAUUUUUGUUGUAUCUACAGAAGCAUAAAGCAUUACAAUGAAUUUAUAUUUUAGUUCAGUAGCAAGUCAACCUCCACCAGGACAUUCAUCAAUGUCGAAGAUGAAUUCAUCAAAUAGCAACAAAUACUGUGGACAGUUGAACAAUAAUAAUAAUCUAAUGUAUUCCUCGAAACCACAUGUAACACUAACAAAUGCAUUAGAUAUGCUUACUGGAAAUACUAGUAAUAACAAUAAUAAUCAUAAUAACAGUAGUAAUAGUAAUUAUAGUCAUAGUGUUGUUAACAACACUGGAGGUGGACAUCAUCAGCAUCAUCAAGGCAAGAAAUCAGAAGAGACAACACCGGUUAAUAUUGUAUUAAGACGAGCAUCAGUUGAUUCACCAUGGGGUUUUCGUGUUCAAGGUGGAAGUGACUAUCAUUUACAGCUUACAAUAUGUAAAACGCAGAGUGGUAGUCCAUCAGAAGGGGUUUUGCAAACUGGAGACGCCAUUUUAUCAAUAAACGGAGAAAGUGCGCGUAGUUUAAGCCAUGAGGAAGCAACACAGAAAAUUCGUUCUGCUGGCACAGAUCUUCAGUUGACCGUGGCAAGGCGACAAACAUGCGAUCUGAGUGAUAUUCGACCGAAAGGAUUAUUGAAAUUUACAGCUCCACAAAGUAGUCGACGUUAAUAAGUCGACGCUUAUCUUUUGUUAAAUUUUUUUCUCAACUUUAUAUCCCCUCCCCUCUCCUUUCUUUUUUCCUUUUUUCUUCUAAAAACAAAUGGCGUUUUUAAUCAAUCAGCUGUCUGUUCUAUUCCAAAAAUACAAUGAAUCUUUUGUUAUGAUAAGGUGUCAUUUGUCCAAAAAAAUUGUUUUUGUGAAAACAUUCUCUACAUCUCUAAGUAUCUUUUGUUUUACUGUAGAGUGUAAACCAAUUACUGUAGUAAUGAGUUUUCAUAAGAUGUUGACAUAUAUGCAUACAUAAAUAUGCAAAAUAUUACACAAUCAAAUCAUCAAAUCGAAUCAUGUACUCGAAUGAUAUUUUUUUGGUAAUACUAUUCAGUAUUAUAGUAGGAAUUAGUUAGUAUAAAUGGAAUCUUACCUUCUCUUUUUGCUUUGACUCGUAUCACAGGACACAUCACUAAAUUGUCAAUUAAACUAUAAAAAGAGAAAGGCAUUAUUGCGUCAUUUACAAAACAUUUUAUAGCAUGUUUUUAAUAGCAAGGCAAAUUUUGCAUACAGACAUAAUGUGUUAUAGUCAUUAAACUCGUUAAAUGAACGAAUUAAAGUUAAAUAUAUGUAGUAAAGGGAAGUUUUAACCUUCUUAAUGAUGUUAUUACUGAUUAUUAUAUUCACUUUAUUAAACAGUCUACUUGUGAUUAGCACUACAUUACUGAUAAUAAUGACAUAAAAAUGUAAGUGUUCAUUAUCCCAAUUUGUUUUUUUUCAUUUCAUUAACCAAAUGUAUCACCUUUUCUAGACAAAGAAUUCAAGAAUACACUGUACAAUGUACAAUAAAAG